Erpetoichthys calabaricus (reedfish) is the source of this 3065-nucleotide messenger RNA. RefSeq names its product regulator of chromosome condensation (RCC1) and BTB (POZ) domain containing protein 1 (gene rcbtb1). The record is from RefSeq and is a predicted model, not a curated record. The coding region runs from base 156 to 1751 and encodes 531 amino acids. The transcript has 12 exons. Lineage: Eukaryota; Metazoa; Chordata; Cladistia; Polypteriformes; Polypteridae. Gene Ontology annotation, molecular function: protein binding.
CUCAAAUGCUUCCUUAUCUAAAGUGAAAGUGACGCUGCGCGCGUCGAAAUUCCAGGUGCGCUGUCACAGCAGUCGUCAGCUGUGUCUCUCGUGUGCUUUAGCAUUAGGAUGCGUUUUGGUCAUCAGUGAAGCAUUUUAGGUUGAAGAAUGCAGAAAUGGUGGAUGUACAAAAGUGGCCUUUGUUCACAGUGCUGAAUUCUCAGGAAAUCUCAUUGAUUCGACAAGCCUGUGUCUUUGGCACAUCAGGAAAUGAAGCCAUUUAUAUAACGCAUAAUGAUGAGGUGUAUGCCCUUGGACUGAACUGCAGUAACUGUCUUGGGACCGGUGACAAUCAAAGUACAAUUGUGCCAAAAAAGUUGGAUGUGCUGUGCGGAAAGAAGAUCAUCCGCUUCAGUUAUGGCAGUGGUCCCCAUGUCAUACUUGCAACUGAAGAUGGAGAGAUCUAUGCCUGGGGCCAUAAUGGGUAUAGUCAACUUGGUAAUGGAACUACAAACCAAGGCAUCUCCCCCAUACAGGUGUCUACCAACCUUGUUAACAAAAAGGUGACAGAGGUGGCCUGUGGCUCUCAUCAUUCAAUGGCUUUGACAUCAGAUGGAGAGGUGUUUGCAUGGGGAUAUAAUAAUUGUGGUCAGGUCGGCUCAGGAUCAACAGCCAAUCAACCUACUCCUAGAAAAGUAUCAAACUGUUUACAGAAUAAAGUAGUUGUUGGUAUUGCAUGUGGCCAGACGUCUUCUAUGGCUGUUCUAGAUAAUGGGGAGGUAUAUGCCUGGGGAUAUAAUGGGAAUGGACAGCUUGGGCUUGGUAACAGUGGGAACCAGCUGACUCCAUGUCGUUUGACAGGAUUACAGGGAUAUUGUGUGCUUCAGAUUGCUUCUGGUUAUGCACAUUCCCUUGCAUUAACAGAUGAGGGCUUGCUGUAUGUUUGGGGAGCUAACACUUACGGGCAGCUUGGCACAGGCAAUAAGGUUAAUCAGCUCAGCCCUGUGCAUAUCAUGGUGGAAAAAGAAAGGAUUGUGGAAAUUGCAGCUUGCCACUCUAGUCAUACGUCUGCUGCAAAAACUCAGAAUGGACAGGUGUAUAUGUGGGGGCAGUGUCGAGGCCAGUCUAUUGUUUUGCCCCAUCUUACUCACUUUUCAUGCACUGAUGAUGUCUUUGCCUGCUUUGCCACACCAGCAAAUAUGUGGCGCAUGCUGUCCAUAGAGCAUGAUGACUUUAUGACAAUAGCCCAGUCACUGAAAAAGGAGUUUGACAACCCUGAAACCUCAGAUUUAAAAUUUAGUGUGGAUGGAAAAUACAUUCAUGUUCACAAAGCAGUCUUAAAAAUUAGAUGUGAACAUUUUCGGUCCAUGUUUCAGUCUCAUUGGAAUGAAGAUCUGAAAGAAGUAAUAGAAAUUAAUCAGUUUUCCUACCCUGUGUACAGAGCUUUCCUGGAAUAUCUUUAUACUGACAAUGUGGAUCUGCCUCCUGAAGAUGCUAUAGGCUUACUGGACCUGGCAACAUCAUACUGUGAGAAUAGGCUAAAGAAAUUAUGUCAGCGCAUCAUUAAAAGAGGAAUCACUGUUGAAAACGCCUUUUCACUGCUCUCAGCUGCAGUCCGAUAUGAGGCAGAGGAUUUAGAAGACUUCUGCUUCAAAUUUUGUGUCAAUCACUUGACUGAAGUCACUCAGACUGAGACAUUCUGGCAGUUUGAUGGCUGUUUACUUAAAGAGUUCAUUUCCAAGGCCAGUAAAUGUGGAGCCUUCAAAAAUUAAAUGAUAUAAAUACAGGCUUCUCUUUAAUCAUAUAUAUAUUUUUUUAUCUUGUCUAAUGCUUAUUUCCAUGGAGUUCCUCUUCUUGACAGCUGUUGGUGAAUUUUUGGAUGAAGUGCUGCACAUCAAACUGCAUCGUUUAAUUGCUUUUUGGAUUUUUGUCAGCAGUGUACAAUAAAUGUACAAUUUGCUGAGGCUAAGUUACUCUGUAAACAGAUGUAAAUUAUACAAAACCGAUAAUGUAACCUGAGUUUUGAAAGUCCAGUUACUUGGGUAGCUAACUCUGAGGUAGUAAUAAGGCAACACUAUGAAGCAUCUUCCCCCUUGAUUCUGAAAGAUAUCAUGCACUUGCACUAUAAAAAAUGUAAAUAUAAAAUAUAUCCAGUUGUAACUAAGGAUAAACUGUACUAAUUGGAAAUUACAAUGACUGUAAAUAAGUUAUUCUUACAAAAUACGUGUAUAUAUUUAAAGGUUUUGUAACACAAUGAUUACACUGAAUCUAUAUGUUUUUCCCAUUUUUUAAAACUGUGACUAUACUGUUAAUGUAAGUUUUACUUAAUGACUUUUAAGAAAAGAUAAUUUUUCUUAAUUGAAUCAGUUUUCCUUGUACCAUUAAUUUUAAAGAAGUAUUAUUUUAAGACAAACUGCACACUAAGCCUUCACCUGACUCCAGUGUGGAUCUGAAAUUGACAUCUAAGGGUACUAAAGUUGCAUUUUAUCUUAAUAGUCAAGAGUAGGUAGGUCAUUGCUAUAAAUGUAGUGGUUUAGGAUAUGAAAUUAAAGGCAUUUUGAUUUAUUAUUUCAUAAACAUCUGAGCAUUUGCUUAAGUAUGAGUAAUAACAAAUUUUAAGAAAAACAUGACUCUAACAAGUUUAUGUCAUGAAAAAUGUUACAUUUUGUAAAUAUAAAGCCUUCUUUGAGUUAUAUUUAUUUUUAGGUGAAGUAAAAUUAGUUUGAGACACAUUUUUGUUUAACAAAGUGAAGCUUUUUCAGUUUUGACAAAAUUGAUUAGGUGAAACUUCUGUAACUGUUCAGUAUUCAUUUUUGCUCAGACUUUAAAGUCUGUUUUUAUCUCUGAGAUGCCUUGUGAUAUUCAGUUAUGAACCUAAUCAGUACAGUAUUUCAAAAUUUUCUCCAUAGACAAAAAACCCAUUACUACAUUAAGUGGAAUUUAGCCAAAAUGCUUGUCUUUGUUUCACAUAUACUCAAGUAAAUAAAAUUCUUAAAAAAAUUAAAAAUACCUUAAUAGUAAAAUAUUACUGUAGAUUUUUAUAAGUUGUGUAACAUUUAAUGAUUUUGUUUAAUCCAUAAAUUAUA